GACGCAUGCGUACUCCUCUGUUCCCUGCUACUACAGCGGAAAAGGUAAACAAAACCAAUGUGAGGAAAUAUGGCGGAAGAACAAGCGCUUCCGAGUCUUUAUCCCCCUGCUAAAAAGGUAAAGUCCGAAGUAUGGAAAUAUUUUGGAUAUCGGAAAAAUGCACAAGGAUCGAUAGUCGAGGACGGUUUUCCUAUUUGUAAAGAAUGUGGCAAGGAAGUAGCUGCGAAACGUGGAAACACGUCCAACAUGUUUACCCAUUUGCGCCACAAUCACUCACUGCAAUUUAGCGAAGUACUGAAACCGCUAUCAAACAGGGACAAAGCAGCUCGGCACAGAGCAAGAAUAAAUGCAAAUCCCAUCUCCAGAGCCAGAUACCUUGCAAGAAGAAGAGAGAGUUAUGAACAAAGAAAGCGAGAGGGAAAGAUAACACAUUCACCAAUAGCAAAACUCUCUAUGACAAGACAGCAAGAAUUAAGGCAGAACUGGAGACGAUACAAGAAAAUUCAAAGAGAGAAGAUUCGAACUAUAACACCACAGUCCUGUGGCCAUAUUGAGGUGAACUCUCAAUGCCAGCAGGAAUCCGUUAUAAACUCAGCCAGCAGUGAGACAGACUGCAGCUCUGCGACACACGAGAGUCCUGUGAGCAGCUGGAUGAAACAAGAACCAAAAAAUGAAAUAAUCGAGUGGGAAAAUAUGAACUUUGAAGUCCACACUGAUGCUGAACAGGACGGCACAUUGAGCAAUGCCAUCUCCACAGCGACGACUCCGGUGGAGAGUUUACUCACCAGUGAGAUGCUGACCAUCACCAAACAGCAUUGUUUGCUGGAAUGCAAUAAGGUGAAAAUCGAAGCCCUAGAGAAACAGGUGCAGGACCUGCAGGAAGAUCGCAUGUUUCUCCGUACACAGAUUGAAAACCUCACCAGCGUUCUUUCUGCUUACGUCCGUGACGGUGUUCAUAAAAAUCAAGAAACAUAAAGGGACAAGAAAGAACUUGUUAGUUGGUUUCUAUCUAAAACAAAGUGUGACUUUGUUCUGUCUGCAGUCAACAAGAACAUGAAUAGACCUUUUUUGGCAAAGUCUGACUAAAAGUCACAGAACAACUUUUUAUGGAUGAGUCCCUCAUGCCCAGGGUUAAUGAAAAAGUUAAUGAACCUUAUUUUGGGACAACUUUCCCCUGGUUUCCACCUAUAAAUCAUUAUCAAGAACACCAUCCCAUCAACACUGACCCCAUCACAAAUCUGCACCAUAGCUAUAGAGACUAUGAGGAAAUAUUGAUCAGCCUUCACUAUUAAAGCAGAUGUUGUCUUCUGGUGAAAUGCUACUGUACAGUACUGCUAUCAAAGCAAGAACAUUGUCUAUGGAUGUACUUUAGAGGAUGCUGUGGUACCUCUGCUGAUUGAACAGGGCUGUUGUGUGACUUUCAGACCCUGAAAAAAUAGAAAAACAUUACAGUGUUAUGUAGUGUGCUUGUUUUUAUGAUGUUCUGUUUAUCUUUGCUCUUACUGUUUUUGUCAUUAUUUUCAGUUGCAGUGAUUUAUGUGUAAAACUACUAGAUGUAUGACACCAUUUAUGCAACUGAUAAUGAAAUACUAAAAAAGUA
This is a messenger RNA of Misgurnus anguillicaudatus (oriental weatherfish), 1600 nucleotides long. RefSeq lists its product as uncharacterized. The record is from RefSeq and is a predicted model, not a curated record. Lineage: Eukaryota; Metazoa; Chordata; Actinopteri; Cypriniformes; Cobitidae. Gene Ontology annotation, molecular function: DNA binding.